AUGUCUUUGUCAACCCUCAAAGUCAACAGUCUUUACGUCGUUCUUUUCAUCAGAGCUGACCCGCCACUUCCGGAUGACUUCCACUGGGCUUUUUACUUUCAUUGCAGCGAAACUGGCGGCACGAAAUACCACAUCAAGAACCUGGGAAGUGGCUGGAUGCCUGAUCAUGCACCUAAUACUGGGAUCUUCAAAGAAUUCCUUCUGGUGGGACUAUUUAAAGUCGCCAAUAUUCCAGUCAAAAUGGAAAGCUUGAUGGACGAAGCUAUGCGCACUUAUGAUUUCCAAUUGAUUGAGACAGAGAUCAAGACUUGGGGUAAUCUUAAUGCCACAAGUUCUUCGCAAAAUGUCCAGCCAAGACCUGUUGGAAGUUCACUCUUAUGCAUAGAGAUUCGCCCAAUGAAACCUCAUUCAUAUGACCUUAUGACGACAAAGUGA
This is a messenger RNA of Penicillium taxi, 435 nucleotides long. RefSeq lists its product as uncharacterized. The coding region runs from base 1 to 435 and encodes 144 amino acids. The transcript is spliced from 2 exons. The record is from RefSeq and is a predicted model, not a curated record. NCBI's taxonomy places the organism in Eukaryota, Fungi, Ascomycota, Eurotiomycetes, Eurotiales, Aspergillaceae.